Messenger RNA from Phytophthora infestans T30-4, 936 nucleotides. RefSeq lists its product as uncharacterized. Gene Ontology annotation, molecular function: pyrroline-5-carboxylate reductase activity. The transcript is spliced from 2 exons. Gene Ontology annotation, biological process: L-proline biosynthetic process. NCBI's taxonomy places the organism in Eukaryota, Oomycota, Peronosporomycetes, Peronosporales, Peronosporaceae. The record is from RefSeq and is a predicted model, not a curated record. Bases 37 to 855 code for a protein of 272 amino acids.
CUACCGAAGACUCAAGUGAUCGUCUCUUCCUCGUCAAUGGCUCCCUCCGCAGACACGACUCUAGGCCUUCUGGGCACGGGCAAGAUCGGCUCGGCCGUCUUCUCCGGCUUCUGCAGCGAGAACGGCUGGCAGCCCAAGCAUGCGCUCGUUUCCGCACGCACCAAGGCCAAGGCGGAGGCGUUGGUGGCCAAGUUCCCAAGCCGUGUGAGCAUCGGUGCUUCCAACCAGGAGAUCGUGGAUAAGAGCGACGUCAUUUUCAUCGGACUGUUGCCCAACGUGGCGCGUGAGGAGCUGCCUAAGCUCUCUUUCGCCGGUAAGAAGGUGGUCUCCAUGAUGGCUACGAUCCCCUACGACGAGCUGCUGCAACUCGUCAAGCUGCCCACCGAGAGCGUCGUGCGCUCCGUGCCGCUACCUGCUGCCGCCAAGCGUGCUGGUCCCAUUCUGGCCUACCCGGACAAUGCGUUUGCGCGUGACCUGUUCGCACAGAUCGGCACGCCCGUCAUGGUGACCGAGGAGGCAGAGAUCACCAAGCUCACGGGCAUCACUGCUCUCAUUUCAUUCUUCUACGCUACGUGCGACACUACGCAGAAGUGGUGCGUCAACAACGGUGUCGGCGACCAGGCUUCGCGCGACUACAUUGCGUCCUUCUUCCACGCGCUGGCCACAGCUGGUGCCGAGUCCAACGAAGGUUUUGGAGAGAUGGCCGACGAGGCCGCCACAUCUGGUGGUCUGAACGAGCAGGUGCACCGUGCGCUACAGGGCAACGGUGGCUACGAGCUCGUGGCGGACCAGCUGGACGCCAUCUUCAAGCGUCUAUCGGGAACCGAUCCUGCUCCUCGCCCUGCCCGCAGCUAAGCAAAUGUUGCAGUUGAUUUGUUCGUUACAUGACAGAUACACCGAAUUCUAACGUCAAAAGAAAUUCGUGAUGCUGCUUUA